CGCCGCCGUCCGUGCUGUCGGCGCCUCCGCGUCCUUUCUUGUAGCUCGGCGUCCUCCCUCUUUCUGUCCCCGUCCUCCCUGGCUUCUCUGUUCGAGGUUGGAGUAGCUCGCCGCUGUGUUUCCGGUCGCCGUUGUCUCGACGGUCGCCGUCGUAUCGCCAGUCGCCGUCCGUGUCUCCGUCGAAGAGCUGAGAAGGAAAAUGGCAAUCUGAACCAGCAAAAGGAUUUCCGCAGCGUCAGCACCUGAUCACACUCGCAGGAUCAAGAAAACUAACUCUUUUUUCUGCCCUCUGAGGGGCUAGUGGCCCAUUUUACUUGGGCUAAUUCGUAGAAAGUUGGGUUUCGCAGACGAAACGGUGCGUUUAUACGCGUGACAAAGUAGCGGGAAAAGAGCUCUACAUAUAGCAGCUAAACAAGCAGAGUGCAGUGGAGUGGAGUGCCAACUGCGAAGAGAACACUGAAAGAGAAAAAAAAAAAAAUGGCGCCAAUCAUGCAAUCCUCUCAGCCUUGGGUCGAAAAAUACCGACCAAAACAAGUGAAAGACGUAGCUCACCAAGACGAAGUUGUUCGUGUCCUCACCAACACUCUUGAAACUGGAAGCUGCCCCCACAUGCUCUUCUAUGGACCCCCCGGCACCGGAAAAACAACCACUGCUCUUGCAAUAGCUCACCAGCUUUUCGGGCCUGAGCUUUACAAGUCUAGGGUGCUGGAGCUCAAUGCAAGUGAUGACCGUGGGAUUAAUGUUGUUCGCACCAAGAUAAAGGAUUUUGCAGCCGUCGCCGUUGGUACUAAUCAGCGCAAGGGUGGUUAUCCUUGUCCACCAUAUAAGAUUAUUGUCUUGGAUGAGGCAGAUUCAAUGACUGAAGAUGCUCAGAAUGCCCUGAGACGAACGAUGGAAACUUACUCUAAAGUUACUCGGUUCUUUUUCAUAUGCAACUACAUCAGCAGGAUCAUAGAACCACUGGCUUCAAGGUGUGCAAAAUUCAGGUUCAAGCCAUUGUCAGAAGAGAUCAUGAGCAACCGAAUACUGUACAUUUGCAAUGAAGAAGGACUCAAUCUUGAUGCUAAGGCUCUUUCAACCUUGAGUUCUAUCUCUCAAGGAGAUCUUCGUCGGGCUAUCACAUACUUGCAGUCAGCGGCUCGAUUAUUCGGAUCUUCCAUUUCUUCAGAGGACCUGAUUUCAGUAUCUGGGGUUGUUCCAGCAGAGGUAGUGGAGGCAAUUCUGAAAGCAUGCAAAAGUGGAAAUUUUGAUUCAGCCAACAAGGAAGUAAACAAUUUCAUUGCAGAGGGAUAUCCAGCCUCUCAGAUACUAACUCAGUUAUUUGAGGCCAUUCUUGAAGAUGACAUAUCAGAUGAACAGAAAGCAAGAAUCGCCAAGAAGCUGGGAGAAGCAGAUAAGUGUCUGGUUGAUGGUGCUGAUGAAUACUUGCAGCUUCUUGACACAGUCAGCACUACAAUGCAAGCUUUUUGUAACAUGCCGGAAGGAUUUGCUUAUGGGAGUUAGAUAUAUGAUAGAUAGCUGGUUAAAUCUAGAAGGGUCAAUUAGAGGAUCUAUAUUAUGAAACUAAACUAGAUUUGGACUCGGUUUUUUACUUGUUUUGAAUAGUUCAUUCCUAACAUUUAUUAUAUG
Arachis duranensis is the source of this 1629-nucleotide messenger RNA. RefSeq names its product replication factor C subunit 2. Gene Ontology annotation, molecular function: DNA binding; DNA clamp loader activity; ATP hydrolysis activity. The transcript has 14 exons. The coding region runs from base 478 to 1503 and encodes 341 amino acids. Gene Ontology annotation, cellular component: DNA replication factor C complex; nucleus. NCBI's taxonomy places the organism in Eukaryota, Viridiplantae, Streptophyta, Magnoliopsida, Fabales, Fabaceae. Gene Ontology annotation, biological process: DNA repair; DNA-templated DNA replication. The record is from RefSeq and is a predicted model, not a curated record.